AUGUCUGGACGUGGCAAAGGUGGCAAGGGACUCGGCAAGGGCGGUGCUAAGCGUCAUCGCAAAGUGCUUCGUGACAACAUCCAGGGCAUUACCAAGCCUGCUAUCCGUCGUCUCGCACGUCGUGGUGGUGUAAAGCGUAUCUCUGGUCUCAUUUAUGAGGAGACUCGUGGUGUCCUGAAGGUGUUCCUCGAGAAUGUCAUUCGUGACUCGGUCACUUACACGGAGCACGCCCGUCGUAAAACCGUGACGGCAAUGGACGUCGUAUACGCCCUCAAGCGUCAAGGACGUACCCUGUACGGCUUUGGCGGAUAA
Molecule: messenger RNA, 312 nt
Organism: Peronospora farinosa
Lineage: Eukaryota; Oomycota; Peronosporomycetes; Peronosporales; Peronosporaceae
Source: the annotation of a GenBank genome assembly